AUGGCAACCCACACAGAAUCAUACGCAACACUACCAUCAGCACGACAAAGCAAAAUGAAAAUCGAUGCCUUACUGAACCCAGGCGACGGAGACAUCUCUCCACGCUCCCAGCACGCCUCAAUCCCAAACCGCCACAGCUACCAUCAACCCUCACCAACCUUCCCCCCAAGCCCAAACUACUGGUACAACCGAAGCUACCACGACACCAGUCCAGGCGCACUAUCCAAUGUCACAGCAACAACCCAGAGCAGCAGCACCAACAGCCACGUAAACCCGGGCCCAUCCCAAAUGUUUUUCAGCUACCGGCCCUCGGGCACCAACCGCGCCAGCGCAAGCACAAACCAAAGCUCGCUGUCCGCCCCCUCCUCGCCAGACCCCUACCAUCCCCGCGAGCGCUACUCAAGCGUCUCAAGCUCCUCCUCGACUAACGGCGACCGUCGCCGUCCUCCUCGGCCAAAGUACGAGGAAGAGGAAAUGUACUUCAUCUGGUACCACCGCGUCGAUCUGUGUCAGGAGUGGAAGGAGGUCCGCGAGGCUUUCAAUCGUCAAUUCCCUAACCGCCAGAGACGCGGAUUCCAGGGUAUCCAGUGCAAGUUUUACCGCUUCAUCAAGGAGAAGAAGUGUCCCACUCUGCGGGAGCAGAGGCGCAUGCGGGAUGGCGAGUUCCUGAGGGAGGGUGCUUCUGCUUCCAUGGGGGAUCAUGGGGCUGCGCCGAAGUUUGGCGUUAGGGAAUAUACUAAUGUUUGGUAUCCUUGGAUGAAGGAUGGGGAUGUUGCGUUGCGACGGAUGUGA
Penicillium egyptiacum is the source of this 792-nucleotide messenger RNA. The record is from the annotation of a GenBank genome assembly. Lineage: Eukaryota; Fungi; Ascomycota; Eurotiomycetes; Eurotiales; Aspergillaceae.